UAAAAGUCGAAGGUUGCCAAAAGCUUGCUCAUAUUAACCCAAUUUUUCGACUGUGUGACCUAAAUGGCUAGAUCAAAGCCGCAAACGUUGUUGUCGCCAGACAUGAAAGAGGCGUCUUUUUGUUGAUCCCGCUCUCAAACGUCAAACCAUGUUUCUUUAAAUUAAUUAUUAAAAUUCAUGGCGGCGCUAGCCCAACAAACCAAACCCAAUUUCUUGCUGUCGCGCUUUAAAGCCUUUCAGAAAUUUAAUCACAACACCUACUCUAAAGCCAAAUAUCGGGAACAGCACUCUGCUAAUAUGGGUUCUGGGUCUCUGGUUGAUACUGGUGAAAUUGACUUCUCUAAGUGGAGGAAGCUUUACUCAAGGGAAUUUGGGAUAAGUAAUUCCAUGAUACCAGCAUAUGCAUGGACUGUUCUGAAGGGUCUCCAAAGUGGAGGGUUUGAAGCUUACUUGGUUGGUGGAUGUGUCAGAGAUCUAAUUCUCAAUAAAAUACCAAAAGAUUUUGAUGUUAUCACAACUGCAAGGCUUCCGCAGAUAAAAAGGUGUUUUCAUCGUGCAAUAAUUGUUGGACGACGGUUUCCAAUAUGCAGAGUACAUAUCAAAGGUUCUAUUGUGGAGGUCUCAAGUUUUGAUACUAAGGCAAAACCAAUCGGAGAAAGUAAGAAACUUUCUAUUCCGAAAAUGCCAAAGAAAUUUCAUCAGAAAGAUUUCAUUCUCUGGAAGGAUUCCAUGCACCGAGAUUUCACUGUUAACAGUUUGUUUUUUGAUCCGUCCGUGAAUACAAUCUAUGAUUAUGCCAAUGCAAUAGUGGACUUGAAAUCUUUACAGUUAAGGACUUUAGUACCAGCACACUUGUCAUUUGAAGAGGAUUGUGCAAGGAUCUUGCGUGGCUUGAGACUGGCUGCUCGCCUCAAGUUGUCCUUUUCAAAGGAGAUUGAAAUUGCUAUGCACAAACUCUCACCGUCCAUAAUGAUAUUGAACAAGUCUAGACUAAUGAUGGAAGUCAACUAUAUGCUUUCGUAUGGAGCUGCAGAGCCUUCUCUUUCUUUACUUCAGAGAUACAACAUCCUUGGAAUGCUGCUACCAUUUCAUGCAGCACACCUUGCUCAACAGUCUAACAAACAGUUGAGUGAAAGUUCUGUUAUGCUGAUGAAACUGUUUUCCAGUUUGGAUCAACUAGUCACCUGUGAUCGACCUUCUCAUGAUAGUUUGUGGGUUGCACUCUUGGCGUUUCAUCUGGCACUAAUCAAUGAUCCUCAAGGGGCAUUUGUCGUCCUUACUUUUGCUUCUGUGUUGUACCAUGGGAAUUGGAAGGAAGGUGUUAAAUUUGCUAGAAGACAUUCUGAUGCUGCAUCUAUUUAUGUACCUGAAAUUUCAGAUUCCCAAGGCUCCAUAUCAGAUGAUGAGCUUGUGGAAAGAGUUACAGAGCUGGCAGUGCUAGUGCAAAAUUCUUUAGACAUUUUGACUGACAAGGACAGCCUCCAGGAAGCAAUGUCCAAGUUCCCAGGUUCCCCAUGCUCUGGUUUGGUGUUUGUAUCUAAGAACAUGAGGAAGGUCGUUGAAGUAAUUUUUGACGUUCUGAUAGAAGAUGUUAGAUCUCUCAAAACCAUGAGGAAUAGUUUUGAGAUAGAUUAUACUCUGCUUGGGAAAGGACAAACGCAUGAGACAAGGUUCGUUCUCGGUAAAGUCAUCCUUGAUACGAUAGCUCCUGGGGUCGUUCCAGUCAGUGAAGUGAUCAAACACACCCUGGUUAAAGUGGAUGCUCAAUGGAGUAAAAAUGCUCCAAAGGAGAAUAUGGGUGGAAAUGUGAAGUUCAAGAAAAGGAAGUUCACGUCUGAAGAUGAUCAUCAUCCCAAUGCAAGUUCUGAAAUUAAACAUAAUAGAGAUGAGAAGCAGAACACGGUUAUUGCCAAGCAAUCCAAGGAGAAGCGUAUUGAGAAGCAUGAUAAUGAAUCUGUGAGUCAGAAACUGGAUAACGGGGAUGCAGUAACUAAGAAAAAAAGUAAGGGCGAGCAGAGUGAAUUGCCACAGAAUGGAACAAGAAUGGUGCUUGAUGGAGUGAGGCAUCCAGUGCCGUCUCACAAAAAAGAGCAAAAGGGAGGCGAUGAAUAUCAGCAGACUUCUGCAAACCAUUUGAAACUUGUACACAAUGUUGUCAAUGGUGCAACUACCAAGCAGCACAAGGUGAAAGAGAAGCGUAUUGAGAAGCAUGAUAAUGAAUCUGUGAGUCCGAAACUGGAUAACGGGGAUGCAGUAACUAAGAAAAAAAGUAAGGGCGAGCAGAGUGAAUUGCCACAGAAUGGAACAAGAAUGGUGCUUGAAGGAGUGAGGCAUCCAGUGCCGUCUCACAACAAAGAGCAAAAGGGAGGCGAUAAAUAUCAGCAGACUUCUGCAAAUCAUUUGAAACUUAUACACAAUGUUGUCAAUGUUGCAACUACCAAGCAGCACAAGGUGAAAGAGAAGCGUGAUUCCCCACAAGAACAGAACGAAGAAAAGAUUGAGUCGUUACAUAGCAGAAAACUGGAUAUGAAGGGUGGUAAGUUGGCUUCGGAUGAGAAGAGUAAACCAAAAGCUGGAAAGCUAACACUUUCAGAUCUUUUCAGGAGGUGAGUUUAAACUGUAUCUUGUAAAAUCAUAUCCUCUUCAAAAGAGGAGCAAGAGCUGUGUCUUACCUUGUUUACCCCCCCUUUUUUUUUUACCAUAGGAGUGUCUAGAUCUCAUGUACAUGGCAAUAGAAUGAGCCGUAAUUGCCAUUUUUUUACUGUGACAUGGUAAUUAGUUAUUAUUAUUACAUAUCAAUUGGGUGGCUUCGAUUUUAGUGGUAGUUUCAUUUUCAUGUUUGAAGUACUCUUCUCUUAUCUUCUUGUCAUUCAUUUCA
This is a messenger RNA of Solanum pennellii, 2878 nucleotides long. RefSeq lists its product as uncharacterized. The record is from RefSeq and is a predicted model, not a curated record. The coding region runs from base 178 to 2610 and encodes 810 amino acids. NCBI's taxonomy places the organism in Eukaryota, Viridiplantae, Streptophyta, Magnoliopsida, Solanales, Solanaceae. The transcript has 14 exons. Gene Ontology annotation, molecular function: RNA binding; nucleotidyltransferase activity. Gene Ontology annotation, biological process: RNA processing.